AUGAACAAAGAAAAAAUAAAUAAAAAAGAAUUAGCCCAAAAACUAAAAUCCAAAUUAAAUUCACCAGAAUACGUUGCUAUUCCGGAAAUAUUAGGAUAUGAAAAUAGAUAUGGUGAUAUGAUAGCUUUUAUUUUUAGGAAAGAUAUCAAUGGCGUCCACAGCACUGGCGGAAAAGAUAACCCCUAUAAUUUUAAAAGAUUUGUUGAACUAGAAAACGAAAUUACUAUUGUUUCAGAAAACGGAAAAAUCACACAAGACAAGCAUAAUCAACAAAUCCAAAAUACACAAACUUCAACUAAAAUUACUGAACCGACUAAUAAACAAAAAAACGAAGACAAUUCUACCAAGUCCCAAAAUACUGGAACUAUUUUGUUAAUUGUUGGCGGAAUAUUAGUAAUUGGAACUACCUUGAUAAUUGACAAAUCUAAACCAAAAAAAUAUGUUUUAACCAUGUUUCCUUAUCCUAGCGGCAGUGGUCUACAUGUCGGACAUGUUCGUUGUUAUACAAUUUCGGAUGUAAUGGCUAGAUUUUACCGCCAACAAGGAUAUAAUGUUCUUUUUCCAAUUGGUUGA
This is a messenger RNA of Entrophospora sp. SA101, 573 nucleotides long. The record is from the annotation of a GenBank genome assembly. NCBI's taxonomy places the organism in Eukaryota, Fungi, Glomeromycota, Glomeromycetes, Entrophosporales, Entrophosporaceae.